AUGGCUCGUUUAGCUAAUAAUCCGGCAGUAUCCCGAGAUCUUUCUGGGCAUACGAAGCCAACAACAUGCACAACUUCGGGCGUCUCAUCCAACUCAAUUGAAUUGGAUUUUGUGAAAAGGCGCUUCCUUCAACAGAACAAGGUGCUAGCCACGAAGAAUUCAGAACUCAUGGCAAGGAUCAGUAAGUUGGAGGACCAAUUGGCAUCCGCCCAAAGCGACAAUCUUUCUCUAAGAAAUGCUGAGGUUAAAGUGAGGGAUCACUUUGGGAAGAGUCUGGACUCACUGGAAAUAGACGUCAUCGAAAAGUUUGAGAGUAUACUGUCGCAGAUCAAUCGAAUGCGCCGCGAACUAUCUGUCAGUGAAACUAUAGCUGAAAGCCGACUAAGAGAACUAAAAGAGGCAAAGAUACAAGAAAUCAGGAAUCGAGAACAGCAAAGCACGGAACGUUGGAAACGAAGGAGAAGAAGCCUUUCGAUACGAGCAGAAACUGUUGACCCGCAAAUGCCUGUCGUGAUCCCAACCCCUGAACCUGAGCGCCCAGUUGUCAACGAUCUUUGCACGCCAGAUACCGUUGAAACCGAAAAAGCCACGCCCAAAGAGACCGUUCAAGAAAUACCUAGACCUGCAGAUGUUGAGGAAGUUCUGCAUGAAGAGUUGCCACCUCGUCUGCCUUCAGACAUGAAUGGUUCUCCUGAGCUUCUGGCAACCCCUCCGCAAUCAAAAGGAAGAGAAACGAAAGCAAUUGAAAUACAGAGCUCGUCUCCGGAACAGCUCUUGAAACCAAAACGCCCAAUUGUUUUCCAAGACAAUAUUGACCCGCUCUCGAUGCCCACUCGUGCAAGUAAGCGCAAAUCUUUUUCGCCUCACCACUCAAUUCGGAAGCUACGAAGAAAAUCCAUCAUCGGAGAUUCUUCAGACGCUAAGUCACGGCGAGCCACUAUUAUAGGAGUCAAAAGAAGCCGCAAAACGCAAAGGGAACCAUUGUCGCAAAUGGAUUCGAAUGUUCCCGCUCAACCGCAGAAUCGGGACGAAACUCCAGCAGAUUCGGUUUUCGAGUUUAUGGAGACUACGGUCAAUGCCGACCAAGAGAACUUGAACCGACAGCGUAGAAAAAGCAUGAGUUUCCGUCGCACAGCUAGAGGUAUAGAAGAGAUUAAUUAA
Molecule: messenger RNA, 1161 nt
Organism: Ogataea haglerorum
Lineage: Eukaryota; Fungi; Ascomycota; Pichiomycetes; Pichiales; Pichiaceae
Exons: 1
Coding region: 1-1161 (386 amino acids)
Source: RefSeq, a predicted model, not a curated record